AUCAUCGCCCAAAGUACGUUCCUCACCAGUAGUAAGAAUGGCGCCUACAAAGUUAGUUGUAUUAGGAUUGUGUCUUGUUUUUGGGUUCGUUUCCUCUGAACGAAUCCGCUACGACAAUUAUCGAAUAUAUCAAGUUAAGCCGCGGACUUAUAAGCAUUUACGGUACCUUACCGACUUAGAAACAAGCAGUGAUAGUAUAAAAUUCCUCAACCCUGUGACCGUUGUCGAUAAGCAUGUGAACGUCCUCGUGGCUCCUCAUAAAACCGCAGAUUUUGCAAAUUCUCUGGACCGGCAUGAACUCUUUUUUGAACUCGUGGAGGAGAACUUCCAAAGGAUACUGGAUGAAGAACAGAAGGAUUUCAAGAAACGUUCUAGCACCUAUGACUGGACUGGAUACCAUACCCUCAAUGAAACCUAUGAUUGGCUAAGGUCGAUGCAAUCAAGGUUCCCAAGUAAAAUAGAGAUGAUUGUGGGAGGCAAAACGUAUGAAGGACGUGAGAUUCUUGGAGUCAAAAUUUCAUUCAAAUCGGGAAACAAAGGAAUAUUCAUUGAAGGAGGAAUCCAUGCUCGUGAGUGGAUCUCUCCGGCAACUGUGACUUAUAUCAUAAAUGAGUUAGUUACAAGCACGAAUGAGGAGAUCCGCACCAUGGCUGAGAGCUAUGACUGGUAUAUCUUUCCACAUGUGAAUCCAGAUGGAUUUGUCUACACACAUACCACAGAUCGUUUGUGGCGGAAGACAAGGUCACCAGGAACAAGAUGCUACGGGGCCGACGCAAAUAGGAAUUGGGGCUUCGAGUGGAUGACAAUUGGAGCUAGUUCCGAGGAGUGCUCAGAAACUUAUGCUGGUAAAUCAGCAUUUUCUGAAAUUGAAACGAAAUCGCUCUCCGAAUAUGUCGCAAGUCUUAAUGGAAAAAUCCAUACUUACUUGUCUUUCCACUCAUUCUCACAGUUGAUGCUGUAUCCUUACGGUCACACUGACGAGCCUGCACCAAACGAUGCCGAUCUUGCUCAGAUUGCUGAAGCAGCUAUUACAGCCUUGGCCAAACGAUAUGGAACUCAAUACAAAUAUGGAAGUACAUAUUUGGCAAUUUACCCGGCUGCCGGUUCUAGUGUUGAUUGGGCUUAUGGGGCCCAAAAUAUCCCAGUGGCAUAUACCUACGAACUAAGGCCAGCGUCUUCAAUAAACGGAUUCGUCUUGCCUUCAGCACAGAUUAUCCCAACGGCGCUAGAGACGAUGGAUUCACUGAUUGCACUGACCAAAGAAGCAGCAUCGCUUGGUUACUUGUAAACUAGUUGAAUAAAAUUUUGUUAAAACCACCAA
Messenger RNA from Hermetia illucens (black soldier fly), 1321 nucleotides. RefSeq names its product zinc carboxypeptidase-like. Bases 38 to 1288 code for a protein of 416 amino acids. The record is from RefSeq and is a predicted model, not a curated record. Gene Ontology annotation, biological process: proteolysis. Lineage: Eukaryota; Metazoa; Arthropoda; Insecta; Diptera; Stratiomyidae. Gene Ontology annotation, molecular function: zinc ion binding; metallocarboxypeptidase activity. The transcript has a single exon.